Messenger RNA from Rhopilema esculentum, 3736 nucleotides. RefSeq lists its product as uncharacterized. NCBI's taxonomy places the organism in Eukaryota, Metazoa, Cnidaria, Scyphozoa, Rhizostomeae, Rhizostomatidae. The record is from RefSeq and is a predicted model, not a curated record.
AGAUGUUCUAUUUGCGUGUAAUCAAUUGCUGCUACAGUUGAAAAACCUGAAUAAAGAAAGAGGCUUUAUGAAGAAUCGUGGUCGAGCCUGAGGGCUACUAACGUGUUCUGAUUUUCUUUCUAGAAGAUAUUCUGCAGCUUUCAACAUUUGUUUUAAAAAAAAAUAACUGCAAUUAAAUUGUACUGCACCUGCGCUUCUUGCAAAACCCAAAAUUGCUGAUUCAAAAAAAUUGAUGAAGAAGUAAAACUGGUUGGAAGGAAAGGAUAUUCCGUGGUGUAUAGAGAUGUUUAUGCUGAACACUUCACAGCUUCAGCAACAUGAACUGCGUAUGCUCAGUGGCAUGGCAAGGCACGUCUCACUUCGUGUUGAAUGCAAUCGUUACUCUGAGGAGCUGAGCGCGUUCUUAAAAGACAAGGAUAGCUUGUUGGUAGACGUUGUGAAGGCGCUGAAAAGAAUAACCAAUGAAUGGCGGUCUUGGAAUCACAAGUUAUUUGGAGGACUGAGUCCAAAAGCGUACGUCGCUUCCGUUGAUCAGAUUUUUGAAUUGCUAGAAUGGACAGAAAAGACUUACCCAAACAUACAUCAAAUUGAGAGUGGUUCCAAAAGCCACUGGAAGUUCUGCGUUGACACCCUCAAAAGAUACAUAACAAUACACGCGCAGAUGCAAAGGUUUUACUCAAAAUUCGUGCUUAAUAUUUAUUCUCCACUCACUGUAUACUAUAAAAACAAGAGCAGCCGAAAAACUAUUGCAGCGCUGAGGAAAACUCUGAACAACUGGAGCAUCUUGCAGCAGACUGGUGCCAUGAUCAAUGAAAGUUGCUUUACAGAAGAAAGCAUUCAGUUCUUCAUGGAAAUAAUGUACCAUUCUGGGUGCAGAGAUUUCUAUCUUGUUCUCCGGCUUAUCCCUGAUUUAUGCAUGAAAGCAGCCGAAUGCGUGCAUACAGUCAAAGUUUUGCUUGAUGCCAAUGAAAGCGAUGGGUUCUCAAGGGAACGAGCAUAUAUAUUUGAGGUAUGGCGACCAAUACAACACUUUGACAUUCAAACACGUUGGGAGAAAAAACUUUCUGAGCUCUCUACAGAAAAUGAGGUUGUUGAAGAGCAUAUGAACAAGUACAAUUUGCAACAGAAAACCAUUUCCGAAAGUUUGCAAGAAACACGCGAGAAAGUCAGGGGAAUAAAUGAAAAGGUCGAUGAAACAGCGCUGAGCAAAACAAAAAUCGAGGAACGCAUCAAUGACUUAUGUACGGGUCUGGCUUAUUAUAAAUUUAAGGCAAAAGAAUUAAAACGAUGUAUUUCUAGGAAUCUGAAUAAAAUGUUUAUAAGUACUCGGACAUUGAUAAGUACGGAAGAUACAAGAAAAGAUCGUUGGGCAUCCACUGUAUCAAAUAAUUCUACUCAGGAAUCAACCACGAGAUACUCGUGUUUGCGUGAUCUUCCAUCUUCGAACACAGUCGACAGCUUGAGGCUAGAGUUGAUAUCAGCAGAAUGCGAGGCUGGUAGAAUUCAAGAACUUCUCACCUCGGCUCGCAAUGAACUAUUCAAGAUUGAAACGGAGCUUAAGUAUGAAGAAGAGGAGCAAAGCAAAUUGAGAAGGCUGGAAGAUCUUUUAGAGCAAGAGAAAAUGGAGUUGGAAGCGAAAGUGGCUGAUAUCGAGAUGAAAGAUAGAGUGCUGAAAGGAUACAUGUCUAGGAUAAAGAAAAAUGUAAAAAAAACUGAAAAUAAACUGCCACCUAUCGCUGUGACCUCAUCGAAAACAGAAGAGGAACGAAAAGUGAAAUAUGAAGCGGAGACGUGAUCUUUAGUUCAUUUUAAGUGUUACAUGGAGGUGGGCUAGCUGGCUUACUGAGCUACAAUCCCGGACAAAAAUAGUUGAGAAUUUUCAAGACAACUCUUUGUUUUCUCUUUCUUUUGAAAAAUAGCUUCCCCCUCCUCCAAUUCAAUGUUGAAUGCAUGAUCUUGUAGCAAAAAUGAUAGAACUACAAAUCCAACAUUGCUUGGGGGAAAGGGGGGAUUAGAAUUUACAGGGGCGAGGUAAAGUAGAAAAUCAUAAAAAUUGCAUUUUGUCUCAACGUUUUUGUCCGGAAUUGUAGUUUGUCUUAGCUUGUCUUAAUAGGAUCCAGCAAAACAAUAAAAUGUAUUGUUUAUUAGCCUUUCGUUUACACGAGUUCAGAGCGAUUCGGUUAGGCGAGAUCUGUUUGAAAUGGAAAGGAGUAUCGGUGCAAUGUGAAUGCAAUAUUUUGCUUUGUAUCAGUUGUAUACACAGACAGAAAGAAUGCCGCGAUUGAAGCUUCAAGCUGUAGCUUCAAGUGUAGACAAUAAAUGAAUCAUCCCAACGGGGCGAGCUAGCUUGGUUAAUUCUCCAGUGCCACCUCCAUGUAAACAGGCCUAAGAUGAUUACUGUGGCCUGUCUGCACAAAAUAGUUAGAAAAUGCUCUAUUGAUAAGACGGAAUUGCCUACGUUCACAAAUAACAGUCCCACUUCCCCAUUAUACAUUCAAUAACCUGUUUGCACAGAUAAAGGAUUGUAUUCUAAUAGAUUAAGCCAGCAAAUGACGAAAAGAUAUGGUCAAAAAUAGUAUUUCUUGCAUUGUGUGCCUGUUAUGACGUAUAACUACUAUAUACAAUAUACCAAUGUUUAAAAUAUGUGAUUGAGCUGUCUGAUGACGUAAUAAAGCAUCUGCAAAAGUGCGCAUAGUAAAGAAGCAAAUCGGAUGUACUCUAAAUCGAACUUAACAGAUUCUGUGAAGAUGAAGUCAAGAGUUGUAAUCAAAGAAAAUGAGAGACCGGCAAUAAACAUCACGUCAAGAUUUUCAACACGUCAAGUUCAUUUCAACAACUUUAUCAAAAAAAAUCACAACUGUAUUUCUUGAAUCAUUUACACUUUACAUCUAUCAAGUUUUUGCACAAAUGCCACUUCGUCGAAACUUGCUUUUCUACUGUAUUAAGAAUGCUGUCUUAAAAUGUCUAAUAGAUACCCAUAAAAUCAUCAACUACUGUAAAUCCAAACUUGAAUCUAAUCUGUAGAUAAAUACACGUGAUGUCAGGUUAGUCGGUUUAUUAACAAUCGCAAUAAUUAACAUAAUAAUAUUACAUCAAUCAAUUUUUCUUUAAAUAAAAUAGUUGGAUAGAAUAAUAAUGAAUCACAAAAUUUCGUCAUAAGUUGUAAACUAUGAAACAAAACCCCAUUCUAGAACGUAACAUACUUUUUGGGAACACAAAAUGAAUUAUAAUCAAAACAUAUUAAUUCAUUUUUCAAGAAAAGCUCUGAUGUUCAUGGUUUUUCAACGAUGAUCUAUUUAUUACGCAUCAAAAUUCAUUUACCAUGGAAGGCCAAGCCACAGAGAAAUGAAUACAUUUCAUUUUCAUACCUAGAAGUUAAAAUCAUAUUUUCCCCCCUGAAUCCUUGAUGAAAUUUUGAACUUAUUGACAUUAUUCACAAACAUGUUUGAAAAUUCUCAAUGCUUAAACAUUCAAGCAAAGUGUUCUGGAAAGCAAAAUGCAAACUUCCUUCAACUAUAUACCUGAACCAGUUUAUCAGCUAUUCAAAACUACUUCCCUUUAGUCACAGUAUUAAAACUACUGGAAAAGUCACGAGGUCUAUAACCUAUCAAUACUUGAGACCCCGCUCACAAGCUCGACUCUUCAUCUGUGCAGCUUCUUUCUUCUUCCUUCACGUCUUCUUCGGCUACAUUGUUUACGUACGCAUGAGCAACGACAACAUUAUUCUUUGCAGCAU